AUGCAACACCAAGCACCGUCACGGAUUCAAGAGCCAGCUCCCGAUCCGGGCCAACUGGGUUUUGGUCUGGUCGCCCUGGACUUGGAAUGCAUCCAUGACCACGAGCAUGGCAGCUACGCUGCCAUGAACUGGCAUGAAACAUCGGAUCAAUGGUCGUGGAAGGCAAAAUGCCAGAUAAUCGAGCUCGGAGCAGUCAACUUGGUCACGGGCGAGUCGCUUCUUCUACGCAGCCGACCAGACUUUGCGUGGGAUGAUGUGAAAUCCGCAGCAACACGGCUAUUUGCCGAACACAGCGGCCACAAAGCUCUUGUCUGUGACACGGGGCUGCCGCUUUUCGCGCAGCUAUGGCCCACCCACGUUGUGCCCUUCAUGCAGCGGGCGGCAGGCUUCACAGGCAAGGUGGUGCUUAUCGCGCACAACGGUGACCGCUUUGAUCACUAUGUUCUGAGCAAGGAGAUCAACCGGCUUGGUUUGGACCUUCGCUGUUGUCCAGCACUGAUCUCUGCCGACCCGGUGGCGACGUUGAAGAAGCGGUUCAACAACGACCAGAUUCAGCGACUCUACGGCCAGCCGGGUGGUCUGAUGCUACAGCAGAUGCAUACAAACUUUGUGCCUGAACAACAGAGAGCGGCUGGCCUGCGGUCACAUCAGGCAUUGGAUGAUGUUCACAUGAUGCGGGACGUGAUUUGCUUCGCACCUUAUUUGGCGCCCUCUCUCGCACAGGACAUCUCGCUUGCAGCCCAUGGCUGUGACUUUCCGAACGUGACCUACUCGGUCUGGCAACGAUUUCUUCAUCCCGUUCCUUGCAGCAAACCUUGUAGCCCUGCUCUUCACGCUUGGGCGCAACCUGUCGUACAGAGCGUUCUGCUCAUACAAGCAGGUACAAUGACGAGCACCAGCCCCAUUGGCACUGUCAAUGCAGCGCCGCCACUGCAAUUUGCAGCUCCCGCUACGCCCGCUCUCGCUCCGCCUGCCCCCGCUCCCGCUCCGCCUGCUCCCGCUCCCGCCCUCCAACCGCUCCAGCUGCUCACAGCUCAGCACUCCGAGCCCCAGCAGGAUGUCCAAGCCCAGGCCUUCCAGACUGCAUCCUGCCCGUGCAAUCCUGCUCCUCCGGGUCCUCCUCCAAGUCCUCCUCCGAAUCCUCUUCCGGGUCCCCCUCCGGGUCCUCCGGCUGAUAAACCGCCAUCCCCAGCCAGCAGCGCGACUCCCGACCCCUUUCCCAAGCAACAUGUGGCAGAUGCAGAAGAGAGCUCUGGAGGCGAAAGCCGUCGCAGUAGUUACGGCAGCAUUGACGUCUCCCGCAACCACCCCGGCCCCAGCUCCAGCCAAGGCAAGGGCACUAAGGGCCAUGGCAAGGCGGAGGACAAAGGAAAGGGCAAAAAAGGCAAGCCCCAGCCCCAGCCCAACCGACAGCACCAUCCCCGUUAUGCAGAAGGUUGGUGGGUUUCUGAUGCGAACAAUUGGGACCAUGCAUGGGCUGGUCCUUGGUGGGGCUAUGGCUACGACGAAUAUUGGCGCUGGGCGGCGGAAAGCUAUGGACAGCGGCCCCGGCACCCUCGGGCCAACCGCAAUCGCCGCAGACCCGCCCCGCAGAGAGUGGUGAAUCAGGAAUCCACGGGUGGAGGUGCCACAGUCGAGCCUGCGGAGCCUGCACCGGACGCACCAAAUCGCAGCAAAGAGAUGGGCACUCUGAACUGGCAGUGA
Symbiodinium sp. CCMP2592 is the source of this 1704-nucleotide messenger RNA. The record is from the annotation of a GenBank genome assembly. Lineage: Eukaryota; Dinophyceae; Suessiales; Symbiodiniaceae.